UGCACGGCCCCCAACACACAUCCCACAUAGUGGCCAUCUUGCGCCGUCUUCAUGGCACAACGUGUGGUACUUUCAUGGGCGCUCUUAGGGUCGAUAUGUGGCUCUCUGGCCGCCUAUUUACCCAAGCGUGACAAGACCAUUACUAUACCCGAUGGCGUCACGUACCAUCCUGAGUCGCAAGAUAUUUGCACGUCGACGGCGUGGACGGAUGUUGUCUCCUUUUUCUUGAGUAACUAUGUUUCCCAUGUCGCGACCGUUGUCAGGGUACCUGGUGAACCUCUUUACAUCACUGCGGCAAAUAUGUUCUUCGUUCUGUUAUUUCCUUGCCUUGGAGCUGGACGCGGCCUCGUCAUGAUAUACCAACGAGGAAGCUUCUACAAAGACCAGCUUCAGCAGGCUCUGAGAGCCCAAGCUCUGGUUAUGGUAGUUCGGGGCUCGAUGUGGGAGCCGCAAGCCGGAGACACUCUCCGUUCACUUACUUUGUACCCGCCAAGAGGGAUUCGACCUAAAUAUGCACUUUUCGGUGCAAGCGCGUACUGGCGGGCAGCCGUUUGUAAAAAUCGGAUCAAACCCCAUGUGGAAAAAUUUAAGGGAUAUACAGGCGACUUUUGGACUCAAGUUGCGCACCCGCCAUGGCUGAUCAUGAAUUACGGACUCACCAGUCAGCACGUCUUGGUGGAAAGAGGCUAUCAUGUCUCUGGGGUGUGCGAUCUGCCAGAAGGCUAUCGGCUUGCCUAUGUCCCGCCCAAUGCAAUGGUGGAGAAUGUUAUGCCAGAAGUCGAACUGGGCCGCAUUCUCCAGUCUUCGUUUAGCCUGGCUUCCACUGUCAUUUCUAUUGUUCAAAUGCUGUCAGCUUGUUCGGCCCUGUACCAAUCAAAAGGCUAUCAAGUAACUGCCUAUGGGUAUGCUGCAUUUGGAUUCACCGUGACCCCAUAUCUGGUCAUGUCCUUCGUGAAUUUGCUCGCCAAUUGCUUUACUCCGACGUAUUCAAAUGUACAUCUCGUUCACACAGAGAUCAUGGAAGAGGCAGUAAGGCGUGGCGGUCGUUUCACUGAUAUUGUUGGCAAAUUGGAGAGUGAGCCGCUGCUCGUUGAGGACUUGACAGUAUUCAGUGCUACAUUCGAGCGGAACAACGACGACGAUGACGACAUUCUCUGCCGGAUCGGAGAUAGGGUACUGGAAGAUGGGAGCAUUGAGCCCAUUCCCGACGGUACUUCAACGCCCGAAUCAGCCGGCGAGAAUUCUGUCCACGGGAGUACAUCGGUUUUGUCAGCUCCGGCUGAUCUCCCAGAGAUAACUUCACCUCCAGUCGAAGAUAUACAGAAGCAAGAAGUACAAUCAAAGCAGGACCGCAGCAGCGAACGGUCAUCAAACGAGAAUUCCGAUCCUAUUUUGAUUAUUCCCAGUUGCUACAACUUCAAGCUAUCCUACUCAAACACCUCGUCCAUGAGCAUCCUCAACAUCAAUAAACAUUAUGGCCCGCGAGAAUGGAUAAUCUCUGGCCUGACCGUGAUAGUGGCUUCCUUGCCCUUGAUCGCAAUCGGGGUAAUGUCAAAAUUUCAACCAGGAGGUAGCACAGUGUCCCAGAGAGCAUGGCUCAUGGCUUGGUAUGCUGUAGGAAUUGUGUCUGUCCAGAAUCCGUGGUAUACAGACAGGAUGAUCGAGCUAGGUUAUUAUGGCACCCGCGGUUUCAUCGAGGAAAGAAGAGAAUAUAGCCGUCUCUAUCAAGCCUGGUUUUUCUUAUUCAGGCUAAUUUCUAUAUUGCCCGUGGUUUUGCCUAUUGUACCGGCUGUUGGUGGUUUCGUUGUUGUUGGGCAAAUGCUGAUUUCGUAUGGAUCCUGCACCGAACUCUGAGUGCGGAAAUCAAAAUGAUCUUCGGAAUUAUGGGCUUAUUGACUGUCCCAAAUUGGUUGGUUAUCAAGACUCUUUCCCUCACAUUAGGGCGUUGAGCCUGGGGGUUUCAUAACAUGACGCUUCUUUAGAAAAUAGUGAAGACUGCAAUAUCAUACUGCUUCAGCUGAAAUGAGAAUCUACCACUCUUCUUGGCCGGAAGCUUGGUAACG
Messenger RNA from Penicillium brasilianum, 2063 nucleotides. Lineage: Eukaryota; Fungi; Ascomycota; Eurotiomycetes; Eurotiales; Aspergillaceae. The record is from the annotation of a GenBank genome assembly.